Dioscorea cayenensis subsp. rotundata (Guinea yam) is the source of this 2733-nucleotide messenger RNA. Its product is annotated as pentatricopeptide repeat-containing protein At1g10910, chloroplastic. Bases 167 to 2152 code for a protein of 661 amino acids. The record is from RefSeq and is a predicted model, not a curated record. NCBI's taxonomy places the organism in Eukaryota, Viridiplantae, Streptophyta, Magnoliopsida, Dioscoreales, Dioscoreaceae. The transcript has 11 exons. Gene Ontology annotation, molecular function: protein binding.
AAAGUUCAGCCAAGCCCAACUCCAAGGCCCAUAAAUGAGUCCAAAAUUAAUCACGGAUCCGGAUCCGGAUCCGCUACACAUUGAACCCGAACCCGAAUCCGAAUCCGAAUCCACUAUCACCUUAUCCUAGCGCGGGACGGUUCCCGCGGCGAUACCUCAAUCCACGAUGCUCGCUAUUCCGGCGCCUCCACGAGCACCACCAGCCGCCGGCACCGGCGCUUCCAUCACGGCCUCUUCUUCUUCUCCUUCCCCAUUCUUCGCCUUCAUACCUAGAAUCCGAGUGAGGAGCAGGAAUUGCGAGCAUAUCCGUGCUGCCUUGAAGGAGUCCCUCGCCUCCUCUUCUCCGAAUGCCAUUAACCCUGCCGCAAAGUCUUCAGCGAGACGAGCUGCGGUUGCCGAAGUGAAAGAGUCCACUGACUUGGAUUCGGCUCUCUUGAGAGUAGGGGGAAUACUGCAAGCGCAUGACUUAAAUGUAAUUCUACGCCAUUUUGGGGAGUCAAAAAGAUGGAAUGAAGUUUCUCAGAUUUUUGAUUGGAUGCAGAGAUGUGAGAAGCUCAAUUUUGCUUCUUACAGCAGUUUUUUCAAAUAUAUGGGUAUAAGUGGCAACCUGAUGAAAGGUCUACAAGUUUAUGACAGUAUAUCGGAUAAGUCGACAAAGAUGAAUGUGUCCGUUUGUAAUUCUGUUCUUGGUUGUUUGGUUAGGAAUGCAAAGUUUGAGAAAAGCAUGGAAUUGUUUGAUCAGAUGAAGGAUGAUGGUCUCCAACCAGAUUUAGUCACUUACAGUACUCUUUUAGCAGGGUGUGCCAAAAUAAAAUAUGGUUACAUAAAAGCAAUGCAUUUAGUCCAGGAACUUGAAAAUAAUGGGUUACACAAGGACAGUGUAAUCUAUGGCACACUGAUAUCAAUUUGUGCUUCGAAUAAUUUGUCUGAAGAAGCAGAGGCAUUUUUCCAGCAGAUGUUGGAUGAAGGUUGCUGUCCUAACAUAUUCCACUAUAGCUCUUUGCUGAAUGCAUAUUCACUGGAUGGGAAUUAUACAAAGGCUGAAAAGCUAGUAGAAAGCAUGAAUUCUUCAGGUGUGGCUCCAAAUAAGGUGAUUCUUACUACUUUAUUGAAGGUGUAUGCCAAAGGGGGGCUUUUUGAAAAAGGAAGGAAACUCCUAACUGAGUUGGAAGAUUUGGGGUUUGCUAAAGAUGAGAUGCCAUACUGUGUCUUGAUGGACAAUCUUGCCAAGUCGGGAGAUGUACAGGCAGCAAAGGCAAUAUUUUCUGAAAUGAGGGGAAAAGGCGUAAAAAUUGAUGGAUACUCUUACAGCAUCAUGAUUUCUGCUCUUUGUCGAAGUGGACAACUGAAAGAAGCAAAGCAACUAGCCAAGGAUUUUGAGGCCAGUUAUGCCAAAUAUGACUUAGUUAUGCUAAAUACACUACUUAGAGCGUACUGCAAUGCAGGUGAUAUGGAAAAUGUAAUGCAAAUGAUGAGGAAAAUGGAUGAGCUGUCAAUAUCUCCUGAUUGGAAUACAUUUCAUAUCUUGAUUAAGUAUUUCUGUAAAGAGAAACUGUAUCACCUUGCCUACCGAACAAUUGAAGACAUGAACAAGAGGGGCCAUCAACUUGAUGAGGAACUUUGUUCUGUGCUAAUUGUACAAUUAGGACAAGGUGGAUUUCCCUCAGAAGCAUUUUCUGUCUAUAAUUUCCUGAAGUAUAGUAAAAGGAAUAUGCGCAAGAUCCUUCAUGAGCAGAUGCUAGAUAUCUUAGUUGCAGCGGGGCUUCUUAAAGAUGCAUAUGUUAUAAUGAAGGAUAAUGCGGAGUCUAUAUCCAAUCACUUGUUGGAGAAAUUUGCAAUUACAUUCAUGAAGUCAGGCAACAUAAACUUGAUAAAUGAUGUUCUGAAGGCAUUUCACCGUGCUGGCCACAGGAUUAAUCAGGAGGUGUUUCGUCGUGCUAUCACACGGUAUAUUGGCAAACCGGAAAAGAAGGAGCUUCUUUUGCAAUUAUUACAAUGGAUGUCAGGACAAGGUUAUGUUGUAGACUCAUUAUCGAGGAACUUGCUUCUUAAAAACUCAGGUCUGUUUGGGCCAAAGCAGCUCAUAGCUGAAAUCUUAUCUAAACAACAAAUGAUGUUGAGAAAGUCCAGCAGUUCAGAAGUGAAGAAAUAGCUCCUGAAUGGUUUAUUUGGCAUGCUGAUGACAACCUGUUCCUGCCUAUACAUAUGUUGCCUCGCCUGUGAAUUGUAUGUUUACUGGUCCAUGACUAAUAUAGUAAACAGAGAGACAUUAUUUCCUCAAUGAUUCUUUAAGCUUAAAGGUUUGCGGGUGUUGAUGGUGCUAACUGAAAUGUGAAGUUGGAUUUUUUGCUUGUAUUAACAAAGCACCUAUCUCUUUUGUAAUACACCAGUAUUUUGAUAGCUUAACCUUUUUAUUUUUUGGGAAAUGCAGGAAAAGUUGCACAACCUUACAACUCGGUUAAUACUCAUACUGUAACAAUGAAGGAUGGAAUCUAAUGUUCUUAAAUGUUUGUUCUUUCUUGAGAGAGUAAUAAGAAAUCAGAAUCUAUAUCUGAUUAGAUGUCAGUGCAGCAAAAGUUCAGCUGUCCAGAAACUGUAGUGGAAUAUAACUUUUUUAUGUUUAUUCUGAUCUGACAGUCAUAUUUAGAUUCUGCACAAAAUGCAUGAGUUGUUUGAAGGUUAUCUAUAGUGUGCUUGAGAGAGUAUUAAGAAAUCAGAAUCUAUAUCUGAUUA